GUAAAAAUGACUAUAAAUAUACAGUAUAAUUUCACACGAAAUUUGAUGAUUAAGAUUAUAAUCACGUGAUAGCUACUUUUUUGCUUUUUUUGUAUAUUUCGUUGAGGGCGUAUUUUACUUUCGUCAAGAAACGUAAAUUUAUAAAUACCUUAAUUUCUCUGUUAUUUUUUAUAACAUUCACAAUGUCUGAUAAUAUCGAAGAUUCAAACGAGUGGAUUGAUUGGAUUGAAAAAUCCAUUUCUAAAAAAUAUAUUAAAUAUUAUGAAUACGAUCAUUUUUAUAAUAUUAAAGAGAUUGGUUCCGAUAGUAUUGGAAAAUUUUAUCGUGCAAAUUGGAAAAAUUCUAAUAAAUAUUUUGUAUUAAGAUCAUUUUUUAAUUUUAAUGAUACAAUCACUAAAGAAUUAGUUCACGAGCUUAAACUUCAUCGGGUAGUUGGAUUUCAUGAAAAUAUUCUUCACGUUUAUGGUGUUACAACUUACGAUGAAGAUCGAAAUGAUCAAUACUUGUUUGUACUGGAAUACGCUGACGGUGGUACUCUCCAGAACUAUUUAAAAGAAAAUUUUCUCGAUCUUACUUGGAGUGAUAAAUUAAACUUGGCACUUCAACUGUCCUAUGCUGUAUCAUGUUUACACGAUGAGGAAAUUAUACACCUGGAUUUACACUCCAAAAAUAUAAUGGUUCAUCAAAAUAUCGUCAAAUUGGCUGAUCUUGGAUUGACAAAAAGAAUCGAGGAAGGGUUUAAGCUUCAAUCAAAAUUAUUUGGAAUAAUUCCUUACGUUGAUCCAAAAAGAUUUAGUAGACAAAAGAAUAAUAAUAAAACACGAUACCCAUUAAACAAAAAAAGUGACGUUUACAGUAUCGGUAUGCUCCUGUGGGAAAUUUCUAGCGGACAACCACCUUUUUAUACUGACGAUGAACUGUAUGACAUUGAUUUAGCCGUAGAAAUUUCACAAGGUUUAAGAGAAAAGGUUGUUCCAAAUACCCCCUCAGAUUAUUCUAAUUUAUAUACCGAGUGUUGGAAUAGUGAACCAGUUUUUCGUCCAACAAUGAAAAAAGUAGUUGAAAGACUAAAAUUAAUGAUAUCAACUAAUCAACCGGCAAGCCACCCAUGCUAUGGAACGCGAGUAGAAACAAAUGGCCAACAGAGUAAUGACAGUUUCCUUCAACCACCAAGCGAACAACAGUCAAGCACUAUAAAUUUAUUUGAUAAAAAAUUCGACAUAAUUGUUGAUGAAAUCAUUAAUCUUAUAUCUGAAAAUCUAAAUAAAGGAAAAGCGGGAAAGUUAAUAAUAAAACGUGUUUUAGACUAUCUAGAUAAUCAUGAUACUAAUGAAGUUUAUGAAUGGCUGUUAUUGAACCAGAAUAAUAUAAAAUCUAUUUUUUUACUUGGUUAUUUUUAUUAUUAUGGAAUUAUUAUUACAAGCGUAAAUUAUGAAAAAGCAUUCAACUUAUUCAUUAUUUCAUCAGAAAAAAACCAUUUAUUAUCACAACAUUAUGUUGGAAUAUGUUAUGAAUUUGGAAAUGGAACUAUGAAAAAUGAAAGUAUGGCUUUCGAGUAUUAUAAAAAAAUAGCAAAUCAGGAUUGUAUUGUAGCAGAGUUUAAAGUUGGUUAUUUUUAUGAUAAAGGAAUAGGAACUGAAAGAGAUGAAAAGCAAGCUGUUUAUUGGUAUAAAAAGGCUGCGAGUAAUGGACAUUUCGUAGCUAUGCAUAAUCUUGGUCUUUGUUAUAAAAAUGAAAAAGGUGUUGAAAGAAAUUAUAAUAAAGCUAUUAGAUUAUUUAAAAAAUCAGCUGAAGGGAAAGAUACAGAUGGAAUGACAAUGUUAGGUUAUUGUUAUAGUAAUGGAAUUGGAACUGAUAUUAAUAAACAAAAGGCGUUUAAAUUAUAUCAAAAAGCUGCUAAUUUAGGAAAUAUUAUAGCACAAUAUAAUCUUGCGAUCAUAUAUGAAGAUGUUAAAGAUAUUGAUCAGGCGAUUUAUUGGUUUGAAAAGUCUGCAAAUCAAGGAAAUCAAAAAGCACAAAAUAAGUUAGAAAGUCUAUUAAAUACUAAGAAUGUAAGAAGUAAUAAUAAAGUAUCUACUAAGAAUGUAAGAAGUAAAGAAAAAGUAUCUACAUGGCUAGAAAUUGAAUAUUCAGAUUAAGAUACUAAUGUAUAUAAUUUUACGUAUAUUAAUUUCAUUAAAACAUUAAAUAAUAGUAUUUUCAAUUACCUUAUCGUUUAAUAGUACGUAGUAGGUUGUAGGACUUUGUAAUUAACAUAAAUGAUGAGGAUAUAAUAAACUUUAUUUAUUAAUUGACAAUUAAUAUAUUGAUAUAGAAUUUUAAUUUUAUUGAAAAUAUACUACCAAAAUAUUGCAACUAUUUACAAUAUAUAGGAUAAAUAUUAUAAGCGCAAAAAUGGCGCAGUCACGAAUUUUAGACAUCGUUUAGAUGCACAAUAUAAAAGUAGGC
Messenger RNA from Rhizophagus irregularis DAOM 181602=DAOM 197198, 2448 nucleotides. RefSeq lists its product as uncharacterized. Gene Ontology annotation, biological process: protein phosphorylation. Gene Ontology annotation, molecular function: protein binding; protein kinase activity; ATP binding. The record is from RefSeq and is a predicted model, not a curated record. NCBI's taxonomy places the organism in Eukaryota, Fungi, Glomeromycota, Glomeromycetes, Glomerales, Glomeraceae.